Polistes canadensis is the source of this 5976-nucleotide messenger RNA. It is a transcript of the gene sff, whose product is annotated as serine/threonine-protein kinase BRSK2. The coding region runs from base 1259 to 3703 and encodes 814 amino acids. Gene Ontology annotation, biological process: protein phosphorylation; microtubule cytoskeleton organization; intracellular signal transduction. The transcript is spliced from 13 exons. The record is from RefSeq and is a predicted model, not a curated record. Gene Ontology annotation, molecular function: protein serine/threonine kinase activity; ATP binding; tau-protein kinase activity. Gene Ontology annotation, cellular component: cytoplasm. NCBI's taxonomy places the organism in Eukaryota, Metazoa, Arthropoda, Insecta, Hymenoptera, Vespidae.
AUUUUAUUUUCUUCCUUAUCCGUCCAAUUUGGUGAAGAAGAAGAAGAAAGAAAAAAAGUAAAAUGAAGGAUUUAUUAUGACAAAUGAACGUUCCCGUUGUCUAAAAAGUUUAACGCGACGCGCGAUAAUAUUCGAUUUAUUUUUCGAAUAAUCGUUAUAAUAUUAAUCAUUCGAUUCGAUCGUAUAAAAUAUUAUUCCAAGACGAUUCGUGUUAUUAGAAAUCCACCGGUUAUUAUACUCCCUGGUGUUCGCAAUGGCGUCUAACGUUACUUCGUCCAGGGAAGAUUAUUUCAUCGGAGACGUCGUUGGGUUAAUUAAUAUACGUCGAGUAAUCAAAAAAUCGUCGUCAUCGUCGUCAUCGUCGUCGUCGUCGUCGUCAUCAUCGUUAUCGUCGUCGUCGUCGUCGUCGUCAUCGUUGUUACUGUUGUCGUCGUCGUUGUUGUCAUCGUCACCGUCGUUCACGUGAGAAGAAGACGAGAUGUUGUUACCUGAUAGGUGCAGUUACGAGGAGACGCGACGACGUAAACGACGACGAGGAAGAGAAGAAGUAGAUCAUCGUCGUGACUCGAUCUGAUCAACAGUGUUCUUUAUCUUUUUCUUUAUUUGUUUUUAUUAUUAUUAUUAUUAUCAUCAUCAUCAUCAUCAUCAUCAUUAUGAUUAUUGUUGUUGUUAUUAUCUAACAUAAUAUAUAACAUCUCUUCGUAUCCUUUAUCCUCCUCUUUCAUUUUCUACUUCUUCUUCUUCUUCUUGUUCUUCUUCUUCCUCUUCUUUAAUUUUCCUUCCUUUAAAAUUCCCCCAAUUGUCAUAUAUCUAUCACGAUGAUAAGAAUUUCUAAUAAAUUAUCGACGUGUAAAAAUCAAAGGGGGAAAAAAAAAGUGAUAUAUACCGAUGUGUUCUCAAGUUAAAAGAAAACGCGUCCUCUUAGUUCGUUGUGCGUGCGUUAAAAAAAAGAUUUGUCGAAAUAAGAGAGAUUUUUGAUGUUUCAUACGUCGCGGUAGGACGCGAUGAUUCGAUUUGUGCAAUCGAGGAAAGUCAGGAGGAAGAAGUGAUAUAGUGCGAAAGACGAGAGAGAGAGAGGUUAGAAAUAAAAAAAGAAAAAAAAAAGGAAAAUAAGAGAAAUAGAUAAAAGAGAAUUGGCUUCGAAAGCCGGUGCAAUAAGGAUAAAAGAAAUCAAGGUUCUAUAAAGGGUAGAGAACCCGCGAACGAGCGGGAUAAACUAUUCAACCUGGCGGACCAAGAAGAAAGUGGCUCGGCUGCGAUGCAGGGCAAGGAAAGCCCCGUCGGGUCCAACACCCAGGAGACUCAUCAGUAUGUCGGCCCUUAUCGCCUUGAAAAGACCUUGGGUAAAGGGCAGACCGGACUGGUCAAACUGGGCGUUCACUGCGUGUUAGGCAAAAAGGUGGCGAUCAAGAUCAUCAACCGUGAAAAAUUGUCGGAGUCCGUGUUGAUGAAAGUUGAACGCGAAAUCGCCAUUAUGAAGCUAAUAGAUCAUCCCCACGUUCUCGGCCUUUCUGAUGUCUACGAGAAUAAGAAAUAUCUAUACCUCGUUCUGGAACACGUCUCAGGUGGAGAGCUCUUCGAUUAUCUGGUUAAGAAGGGUAGAUUAACGCCGAAAGAGGCCAGAAGGUUUUUUCGACAAAUCAUUUCCGCAUUAGACUUUUGCCAUAGCCAUAGCAUAUGUCAUAGAGAUUUAAAGCCUGAAAAUUUGUUAUUGGACGAGAAGAACAAUAUUAAAAUAGCGGACUUUGGAAUGGCGUCGUUGCAGCCAGCAGGUUCGAUGUUGGAAACAAGCUGUGGUUCGCCUCAUUAUGCUUGUCCCGAAGUAAUCAGAGGUGAAAAAUACGACGGUAGAAAAGCAGACGUAUGGUCCUGCGGUGUUAUACUUUAUGCACUUUUAGUUGGUGCGUUACCUUUCGACGAUGAUAAUCUUAGAAAAUUAUUAGAGAAAGUUAAACGAGGAGUGUUUUACAUACCACACUUCGUACCACCCGAAUGUCAGAAUCUACUUCGAGGAAUGAUAGAGGUUGAUCCAGACAAAAGAUUAACGCUUGCCGAAAUAAAUAGGCACGUGUGGGUAACGGCAGCAGGUAAAGGUGAAUUAGAAUUGGAAUUAUCGAUGAUGGACGUGGUGCAAACGCACGUUAUUCCGUCCGUUGACGCCAUCGAUCCCGACGUUUUGCAAGCUAUUGCCAGUUUGGGAUGCUUCAAAGAACGCGAUAAACUAAUUCAAGAACUUCUUAGCCCCAAUCAUAAUACGGAGAAAGUGAUCUACUUUCUCUUGUUGGAAAGAAAACGAAGAAGACCGGCAUGCGAGGACGAGCUGGAAGUAAUGAGAAGUGGUGUAAGAGGAUCCGGGGGACAACUGGAAGCUGAUCCACCAAGGAAACGUGUGGACACGUGUCGUGUUAACGGUAGCACAGCACUAAAUCUUGGACAAAUUAGUCAUGGUUCACCUUUGACACCUAGAAGACAAUCGAGUACGAGGCAUCAUGCAAGACGUUCGCCCAGUACCGGAUGUUACACGCAUGCAUCUCACUCGCACGCAUCGACACCUGGUGGUUCCCCGUUACACGUAGCAACCGUGCCAGGUCUUCUGAGUCCACACAGAUCGGUGCCAAGUUCUCACAUAAGUCAAACAAGUGUUAGUCCUCAUCGACUUUCGCCGGUAAGCACUACUGGUGGAAACGGUAAUUCCCCGAGUCAAGGGGUGCCAACACCAACUCCGGCCCUGGCCAAUGUCGGGAUCGAAUUGAACGAUGUUCAACCUGUGGUCGCAGUUGGUGUUACACCACCAGGUUCGCCACACACUGGUGCAGGUUCCGGUGCUUAUCAUUGGAGAUCCCGAUUAACCACCUUGAAGAAUUCAUUCCUAGGUAGUCCCAGAUUCCAUCGUCGUAAACUACUUACCAGUACGGAAGAGGUUCAUCUCACACCAGAUUCCUCACCAGAGUUAACGAAAAAAUCCUGGUUUGGUAGUCUUAUGACGACAGAAAAGGACGAAAACUUUACCGUUCUUGUUAAAGGGAAACCAUUAGCUAGCGUGAAAGCUGAUUUGAUUCACGCUUUUUUGUCGAUAGCUGAGCUAUCUCACAGUGUGUGUUCACCAAUGGCAUUCAGAGUAGAAUAUAAAAAGGGUAGCACGGCACCUGCUAUGUUUCAACGGCAGGUUAAAUUUCAAGUUGACAUCAGUGGUAUCACAAAACAGCCUAACGAGCCAUUGUUCGCCAUUACUUUUUCGUUGUUAAGUGGAAAUAUACGAAGAUUUAGGAGGGUCUGCGAACACAUACAAUCCCAAAUAUGUUCUAGAAACGUUGGUUUGAAUUUAAGCGGACAAACCAGAGCAGUACCAUCAAGUCCAAGAGCAUCUCGAAAGUUUGCCAUGGAAAUGAGCGAAAGUUCUAGUUGCGGAAGCGAUACCAGCGAAAGACUUUUUCUCAAUCCUCAUCCCGCUACCAGACAGGUAGUCUGUUUCAACAAGAUCGACUCGGAUAUGGAAUCGGACACGUCAGUGUUCGAUGUGAAAUCGCCUACGCGAGAAAAUGGCCGAAGAAGUUCUACGUCGACUAACAAUAACAAUCCUUUACCUGGUGAUACGAAUCCAACGCCAGGUAGUCCACCGAAAGCGGUUCGCAGUAAUUCCGAGAGUCAAAAUACUCCGGAAAAAAAGUGUGUCACGACGAUGAGCGGUAACAACAUAGCGUGAUACUAUCAGAACUUCCGCUUCGAAUUCCAAUCGAGUCUGAAAAAUAUCUGGGACAGUGCUCAGAGAUUUUGGUGAAAUUUUACGAAAAUGGACAAGGAUAUACGAGAAAAAGAAAGAAGAAGAAGAAGAAAAAAAAUUAACCGGAAAUAAGGGGGAAAAAAAAGAGAGGGGAAGAAGACACGUCGUGUGUGUGUGUGUGUGUGUGUGUUGUGUGUUUUUUUUUUCUUUUCUUUUUUCUUAUUUCUUUUUUUCUUUUUCCGUUAAGUAACAUCAACCAGAACGAGAUAACAGAGUAAACCAAAAAACAAUUAAAAUAUUUAAUGAAUUGAUUUUUUUUGACGAAAUCAAAACGAAAGAUUGGAAAUAAUUGGAAAGAAGAAAGUUCGUCGUAAAAACUUUGAAAUAAUUCUCUUCAAUUGUUUAUGAACGAUAAAAAGGAAAAAAGAAUGAAAGAGUACUUCGAUUUUUGUACUUUUCUUCGAAGUACAUUUUCGAAAUUCCCCCUCCCCCCUCCCAGGGGACGACGAAGUCACAGGGAAGAUACAAAAAGAGGAUUAAAAGAACAAACUUAUUUCUUUUAAAUGGCGGAUAUUUUAUUUUAUUUUUCUUCUAUUUGUCUCACCCAGAGGAUAAUUAAAUUUACGUUUCUCUCGGCGAGAUAAAACUACAAGAAAGAAAAAACAAAUUACUUGACGUUUGUUACGAAAAGCCAACAAGAGAAAUACCCCACCCCAUCCCACUGCCAUUUGAAAACCAUCGAGUUCGCUGGCAACUUGAUUUUCUUUUUUGUCGUUUUCUUGGUUUUUUUUUGUUUUAAUUAUAUUUAGAUAUAUCGAGUUAUACUAGCAAUUUAUUUAUUUGUUUUAAAUUGGCACGUGUGUUGUGUUAACACACGACACGUAUCGUCUCGUUAAAAAUACUACGCUGUUAUUGUUUUUUUUUCCCUUGUUUUUCUUUUUAUAUUUUUAAUCAUUUUGUUGGGAUAAAAAAAAAAUGUCUGUUUUUUUAAGAAAGCGCAAAAAUUAAUUGCUCCCCCCCCCCGAAAAAAAUAAAAUCCGCGCGCACGUAGAGAAAAGAAAAAACCAAAUCAGAUCUAAUAACACAAUUGCAAUAAAAACCUAAAUGAACGAAAGAUAGAAAAUGGUUGAAACACUGUAACGAGCCCGGUAACGAACGAAUGAGAAAGAAAUGAACGUAAACUAACAGUCAUAAUUAAAAGUCGUAUAAAAAUUGCGAAAUAAAAAUGAGCGAAGAUAGAUGAUGGAUAGAAAGAGUUAAGAAGAAAUUAAAGGGCAGGAUUUUUUCAGACGAAUUGAUGAAGAUGCGAAGACUAGAGAUUUAUUUUUUUCACGCACGAGAGAAUAACAUUUCAAAAGACUAAAUAUUAUAAAACAUUUACGUAAAUACUUAAACUUUAAAACUGCAUAUAACCAUCGUAGUAGUUUAAACGCGACGCGUGUGUGUGUGUGUGUGUGUGUGUGUGUACGGCUUUUUUCUCGUAUGCUUUUUCUCAAAAAAUGUAAGAAUGAAAUAUUAAACGAAAAAAAGAAAAAAAAGAAAUGGGAGAAGAAGUGACAAAAGAAAGAAAGAAAAAAGGAAUGGAAGAUAAGGCAGAUAUAGAACGAAAAAAAUGAUUUAAAAAUAGCAAUCCAAUAUUUCUAUACUUUUAGAGAGGAGUGUACGGAUAAACGAUAUAUAAAGUAUAAGAAAAAAAAAAAAAAGGAAAAAAGCAAAUAUAUUAUUAUCAUAAACUAUAGACUCUUUUCUCAAACGAAGACAUAUCUCGAGAUUGUUCUGGGCUUAACUUAUUGUUAGUGGAAUGUGAUUUAAAUUUAAACAACAAAAAGAAAAAAAGAAAAGAAAAAAGGGGAAAAAAAACGGAAAAAAAGGAAAAACAAGUGAAAGAAAUGAAGGAUCAAGAUUAUUGAAACACGAUAAUAAUAAUAAUAAAAUAAUAUUGCGAAUAAUAUUGAACGAAAAAGCGUUGUAAUGGUGUGUAAUUGUUAUUGGCAUUAUUUUUCUUUUUUUUUUUUUCAAAUUAGUAAAAAUAACUACGAAACGAAAAACGAAAAGAAAAGAUGUGGAGAAUAAAAUUCAUUAAUAAAAUUUCAAACACAUUUCUAUCGCAAGUGUGUUUGAUACGAUUCGAACGGACGAAAUUAAAAAAAAAACAAAACAAAACGAAAAAUGAAAAACGUUCGCGUACGAGAAAAAAUGAAGACAAAGAACAUUCGGUGGAAAUUUCGUAUGUGGCUGAUCGAAAAAAAAAAAAA